Colletotrichum chrysophilum is the source of this 900-nucleotide messenger RNA. RefSeq lists its product as uncharacterized. The transcript has 3 exons. The coding region runs from base 1 to 900 and encodes 299 amino acids. Lineage: Eukaryota; Fungi; Ascomycota; Sordariomycetes; Glomerellales; Glomerellaceae. The record is from RefSeq and is a predicted model, not a curated record.
AUGACCAUCUCCUCUGAUUCAAUUGCACCUCUUAUCGCCGUUGUCGGCUCAACGGGCCUACAAGGCGGCAGUGUCAUCAACAACCUAGCGCUAUCGGACAAGCCGUACCGUAUUCGCGGUCUCACUAGAGAUGCGAAGAAAAACAAGGCUCAGGCUCUUGCGAAGCGGGAUGUCGAGGUUUGGACCGUUGACCUGUCUGCCGACAAUGCCGAAGGAAUCCAACAGUCAUUCCAGGGUGCAACCUAUGUCUUUAUCAUGACCAACUUCUGGGAGCACGUCGACAAAGCCCGUGAGAUAGCCGAGGGCAAAGCCUUGGUCGAGGCAGCCCACAAGGUCGGAGUGAAACUGCUCCUAGUCUCCUCCGAACCCAACGCUACCAACGUGACAAACGGAAAGCUUACAAAGGUUUAUCAUUUCGACUCGAAGGCGGAAUCUCCGACCAUGCGCGAGCCUUGGGUACCUGCUGGAGACGGUUCUCAUAUUGUCGAUGGCACCUGGCCUGAGGACUUUCGGAUGCCGCUCCUCGACACCUACCACGAUUUUGGUUUGUUUGUCCAGCUGGCUAUCGAGUCGGAUGAAUUCAACAGGGGAGAUGGCAAAACCAUCUGGGCCUGUGGGGAUCAGGUCACUGUUCCCGAUCAAGUGAAGAACAUCUCCACAGUCACGGGCAAAAAGAUUGCGUACAACAAGGUUACGGAGGAGCAAAGCAGGGCAGGUAUGGUGCAGGCUGGCCUCCCUCCUUUUGUUGUCGAUGACAUGAUCGAAAUGUUCAAAUUUCAUGAGGUCUGGAACUCCGCCUACGCGGCCGGUAGUCACGUCGAGCCUGCCAAGCUGGCACGUCGACCGCGCACUUUCAAGGAAUAUGUUGAGAAUGAGGACUGGAGUGCCGUAUUCGAGUGA